CACUGGCCGAAAAUGCAGUUCGUUUCUGAUUGCAGCAUGACUUGGCCACUCUAAUCCUUUUCCCCACCAACUUCAACGAAGGAAGUCACGUGCUGUUCUUGAACUUUCGCUACUAAUUUCUUACUGGAAUGAAAUCACAGACUCAGAAAAAGAAUGCCCCCAAGGCCAAAUCGAAGGCUCCAGAGCCGGCGAAGAAAGCCCCAGCCAAGGUGGCUCCUGUAGAAACCGCCACUGCAGCCGCGGCUCCGCCUUUGUCCACGAAAAAGGUGGCCAAAGCUCCGGCUGUGGCUCUGAAGAAUCUCGGGUUGGCCAUGAAGGAAACGGCUAAGAAGGCCAGCGAAACCGCUGACCAGAAGCCAAAGAAAGCGCAGACUGCUCCUCGCAAGAACCUGAGCCAAGUGCCGGAGCCAGUUGCUCCGGCGGUGGACACCAAAAAGAGAGCGGCGCCUCCUGCACGUGGCAACGCGGGCAAAGCCACGGGUGCUGCCGCCAAGAGGGCAUCCCCGGUCCAGGAAGUGCCCAAGGAGCCACCUUCCACGGCACCCAAAGCAGACAAAAACGAAGUUCCAGCCACCAAAGUGGCCACGGCCACUAAAAGUGUCGGAAAGAGCAUUGCUGCUCCGGCAAAGCAGAAACCGAAGCCAAAAACCAAGAAUGUGCUGCGUGGAAAAAGGUUGCCCAAGAAGAAGAUUUGGCAGCGCUUUGUGAUCGACUGCGCCUGCGUGGCCGAGGACUUGAUAUUGGAUGUCUCCGACUUCGAGAAGUACCUGAAGACGCACAUCAAGAUCAAGAACAAGGUCAACCAGCUGAAGGACCAGGUCACCUUCGAGCGGGCCAAGAACUCCGCGCUGAUCAUCCACUCCGGCGUGCACUUCUCCAAGCGCUACUUCAAGUACCUGGCCAAGCGCUAUCUGAAGAAGCACAGCCUGCGCGACUGGGUGCGGGUGGUGUCCACGGCCAAGGACACCUUCGCCAUGCGCUACUUCAAGAUCCAGGGCAAGGACGAUGACGACGACGUCGAGGACAACGAGGGGGAAACCUGUGCCUAAGCCAAAGAUCACAUUUUGCUGUUCAAUGUGUAAACUUCUAAAAUUUGUCAGUAUACUACUUGAAGUUUCACUAGUUCUGCAUGCUUUUCAUGCAACUUUCGCAAAUGUAUCUUGAACACACGAUAUUCAACCAUGAAAUAUCAAUAAAAACUAAAGACCCCAGCCGAA
This is a messenger RNA of Drosophila teissieri, 1217 nucleotides long. It is a transcript of the gene RpL22-like, whose product is annotated as 60S ribosomal protein L22. NCBI's taxonomy places the organism in Eukaryota, Metazoa, Arthropoda, Insecta, Diptera, Drosophilidae. The record is from RefSeq and is a predicted model, not a curated record. Gene Ontology annotation, cellular component: ribosome. Gene Ontology annotation, molecular function: RNA binding; structural constituent of ribosome. Gene Ontology annotation, biological process: cytoplasmic translation.